AUGGGUAAAGCUGGAAAAGGUACAGGAUCAUUUGGUAAGAGAAAUGGAAAAAGUCAUUUCCUUUGCUUAAGAUGUGGAAAAAGGAGUUAUCAUUUACAAAAAAAAAGAUGCGCUUCAUGCGGAUAUCCAGAUGCUAAGAAAAGAAGAUUUAACUGGUCAGUAAAAGCUAAAAGAAGAAAUACAAUUGGUACUGGACGAUGUAGAUAUAUUAAAACUUUGAGGAGAAAACUAAAAAAUAAAUUUGCUGAAGGAAGUACCCCUAAACCCAAACAAAGAUAA
Molecule: messenger RNA, 279 nt
Organism: Plasmodium vinckei vinckei
Lineage: Eukaryota; Apicomplexa; Aconoidasida; Haemosporida; Plasmodiidae
Product: 60S ribosomal protein L37, putative
Exons: 1
Coding region: 1-279 (92 amino acids)
Biological process (GO): translation
Cellular component (GO): cytosolic large ribosomal subunit; ribosome
Molecular function (GO): RNA binding; structural constituent of ribosome
Source: RefSeq, a predicted model, not a curated record